Messenger RNA from Toxoplasma gondii ME49, 2057 nucleotides. RefSeq names its product proteasome subunit alpha1, putative. NCBI's taxonomy places the organism in Eukaryota, Apicomplexa, Conoidasida, Eucoccidiorida, Sarcocystidae. The transcript has 8 exons. The coding region runs from base 749 to 1510 and encodes 253 amino acids. Gene Ontology annotation, cellular component: proteasome core complex, alpha-subunit complex; cytosol; proteasome core complex. Gene Ontology annotation, biological process: ubiquitin-dependent protein catabolic process. The record is from RefSeq and is a predicted model, not a curated record.
AGUUUUUUCGGUCGUUUGCUGGUGUGUAUGUACACCGAAGUCUUCACCUCGAGAAGUCCUUCUUUCCAUACGAAGCGAUUUCCUUUCUUUGUCUUCCACAUCGUCGGAAUACCGUGGUGGACGCUCUCUGCACUCACUCGCUUUUUCCACCUCUGUCGGCGGUCGCCUUCCGAGUCCUCGGAGAGCAAAUACUUUUCCCGUUCUCUUCUACCUCUUCGGUUCGCUUUUUUCUGGACAUGUCCUUCGGAGUCGAAUCAAGGGGACAGACACAGAGAACUCCGUUUUCUAUCAUUUCUCUGUGACGCGUUCUGCCCUUUGCUGCUCGUCUUUGCCUUCCUGUCUCCACGCGCCUACACACAGCAAGCCACGUACAAACAGAAGUGAAUCGGCACUCGGUUUCCCCGUUUCUGUCAUUAUCCCCUUUGUCGUUGAAAACGUGAGACGAUUCGUUCUCGCGUCCUCUUGGUUUUCGUUCUCCGCAACUCUUCUCGACGCACCAAAAACCGGUGUACGUACACUUCGGCAGACAGAUCCGACGUCCGGUAUUCGAUACUGUUUGCAUCCUUUCCCUCGUUUUCGGGUUUGUUGCUCUUGAAUCUCCUUUCUCUUCGUGGAAGUUCCGCUCUUCUGUCGUCCGUGGCAACGCUGACGAGGACAUCUUUCCCCCUCUGCGACAUCUCGAUUAUCCACUCUCAUUCGUCUCAGUCGAGAGAGUUCGACCUCAGGUUUUUGACAGACCUUCGCAAAAAUGGCAGGCCGUAGCACCCAGGCGAUGUACGAUCGCCACAUCACCAUUUUCUCGCCGGACGGGAACUUGUACCAAGUCGAGUACGCGAUGAAGGCAGUGCGCAACUGCAACUUGACUUGCGUCGCGAUCAAGGGCGACGACAGCGCAUGCCUGGUUGUUCAGAAGAAGGUCGCCGCGCACCAGUUGACUCAAGACAAACACCUCGACAGCUCCUUCGUCUCUUCUCUUUACACUCUCUCCCCGACCAUCGGCAGCUGUCUCGUGGGAGUUUUCCCUGACUGCCGCAGCAUUGCCUUUCGCGCGCGACAGGAAGCAGGAGAGUUCGCUUACAAGAACGGCUACGACAUGCCGGUCUACGCCCUCGCGAAGCGGAUCGCGGACAUCAAUCAGGUGUACACACAGUUCGCCUACAUGCGUCUCCAUGCAUGCACUGGCAUUAUGAUAUCCUACGACGAAGAAGCUGGUCCGUCCAUCUACAAAUUCGACCCUGCAGGUUUCUUUGCGGGCUACAAGGCGUGCGCAUCGGGGACGAAAGAGCAGGAGGCGACAAACAUUCUGGAGAAGAUGGUGAAGAAGCGCUCUCGCACAACCCCGAAAGAGGUGAUUGAAUGCGCCAUUUCGGCGAUGCAGCACGUCCUCGCCAUGGAUUUCAAGGCCUCCGACAUCGAAGUCGGUGUUGUCACGAAAGACCAACCUGCCUUCAGGAUCUUGUCGGAGCACGAAGUCGAGGACCACUUGACGUCAAUCGCUGAGAGGGAGUAGUGGAUCUCACACUUCUGCUAGCCUCUCCUCUGGAAAAUAUCAUCUGUCACGCUUGUGGCGGGUUCGUCGCGUUCUCGUGUGUUUCCCACGGCACAUGCCUGUAGGGGUUUUGUGUGUAUAGGAUCAAUGGAUGGUUGGCUGUGACUGUUCCUACCCUUCGGACACGUAUACAGAUGUAUGUGUGUCCACGAGGGAGGUAUACACAAGCAUCUUGUAAUGCAUGUGAGUUUUUAGAGUCUUGUUCCAGAUUCGGGACACGAGUGAAGAGUUUGUGUUCAAAAUACUAGAACUUCUACGGAGGAACAGAAACCAAACGUCUGAAAAAGGAGACGAAGGAGAAGAAAAGGAAGUCCAUCGCGGCUUGGUUUUUCCAGGUCAACGGAGGAAAAAGGAAAGAACACAAGUCCCGGAGUCGAGCCGCAGUUUAGAAGCAGCGGCAGUGUAUCUUGUGUUUUGAUUCCCGUUGAGAGUUUCUUUCAUUUCCUUCUCGCGUCUGUCGAACCAAGAGUAGCCGGCAAUAUCUUGCCGUUCUAGCGCACAAAAAAAU